Eleginops maclovinus (Patagonian blennie) is the source of this 10027-nucleotide messenger RNA. It is a transcript of the gene setd2, whose product is annotated as SET domain containing 2, histone lysine methyltransferase. Gene Ontology annotation, molecular function: histone H3K36 methyltransferase activity; protein binding. Lineage: Eukaryota; Metazoa; Chordata; Actinopteri; Perciformes; Eleginopidae. The record is from RefSeq and is a predicted model, not a curated record. Gene Ontology annotation, biological process: regulation of DNA-templated transcription. Bases 467 to 8515 code for a protein of 2682 amino acids. The transcript has 22 exons. Gene Ontology annotation, cellular component: nucleus; chromosome.
GAUCAAUGUGUGGAACAAAAAGUAUUCAAAAUAAAUGUUCAUAACCGUUCAGGCAGAUCGGGUUUUCAGUGUUAUUGUGCUAUACAGAUUGGCCAAAUUGAGACAACAUGUAGUGCUUGGUUUUCGUGGUCAUUUGUGUUGUAGAUCUGUACUCUUAAAGCUAACUGUGAGCUCAUGUUAGCUCGAUAGUACCGACAUUCACCCAGGCUGAAGCUGGGGCGCAGCAGCAGCACAGCCACUAGCCGACGAUCAUUUCCGACAGCUCCGUAUGGAUUUGACGUCGGCAUAUAUUGUUGCUUGAUGUUUUACAAAGGGUCGAUUACCGAUGAUUUUCGAAGAUGGGGGAACCUUGUGACCUCAAGCACUUCGUAAAGUGUGGCGUCAAUUUGGAGGGCUCAUUUCUCUGAUUUGGAUUAUUCUUGGCCAGCAGCCUCUUCGGGCCUACUAAUCCUAGACGAGUUUCUCAAUGGACACUCUUCUCAAGUCUGAGAUCAGAGAGGAAGGGAGUAAUGCCUCGGUAAAGGUGGAAGGCUUAUCCAAGGCAGCUCUAAUCAAAAGCCUGUCUCCCAGAGUCAUGCUAUCCAACCAUCUCUUGCCUAAAGGGACCAAAAUGAAGGUCAACCUAGAGGAUCAGGGUCGUCAGAAAGUGUCCUUCGGCUUCGCACAGAUCAAGAAGCCACUGCAGAGCCCAUUCUUCCUCCCUGCCAGUCCUGACAAGUCUGUUGCUGAGCCUAAUGCUGCCUUGUCACAGUCAACCUCAGAAGUAGAAGAGGAAAUUAUAGACAUCGAAACUGAGCAGAACCAGACCCCAAUGGUGCAAAAAUCAAUAGCAGAGACACAGUCUGAAACACCAGUUGCUUCAGCCACUAUACUGAAAACAGACCUGGCUAAGAUGCAUUUCAAGAAGCAAAUUCUCAGUGUCUCUGUGAAUGAAGAGAAUCCAACAACUCUUGUGCCAGAGGAGCCACACUCUCUCGAAUUGCAGGUUUUGCAGAAACCAACAGGUGAAACUGAAUUUACAUCUCCUCAGCCUCAGAAUGUCAUCAGUGUCUGCCCGUCUGAAGAUGUUCACAUUGAGUCCCCUGAUAAAAGGGUUACCCCUACCCUCAAGAAGCCAGCGGCUUUCUCAGGAAAAGAUGGAGAGAGUUCCAGCAGUGCUGAGAAGAGUAUUAUGGUAGAGAAAACAAAAACCAGGUCCCACUCAGAUGGAGCUCACCCUGGCUCUGAAUCUGAUGGAGAUUCAGGCCAGAUGUCUUCUCGUCGCAAAUCUGUUGACUCCAAAAGUAAAGCAAACUCUGACAGCAGAAGCAAAGAGAUAAAGAAGUCUUCCUCAAGUUCACAUGUGGAGGAAAAAGAAAAAAGUUACUCCAGGAGGUCAGAGAAUAAUGAAAGGUCUUCUAGUUACUCCAAAUCAGAACGUGAUCCAAGACACACAUCCUCACGCUCAUCUCGAUCCGAUAAAGACCGCAGAAGGUCCAGGUCUAGAUCGCGGUCUAGAUCAAGAGGGUCACGGACAAGUUCAUCUCACUCCAGGUCAGAGAGAUCCCGAGGCGACAGAGGAUCACGCUCCGAAAGGUCAUACUACCUUGACUCUGAUCGGAGAUCACACCGAAGUUCUCCACGCAGAGAGAGAAGGCGUUCUCGCUCUCGCACUGACAGAACUCGGGACAGUUCUGACUCCGAGGAUGACCACAGGAAGACGAGAACAAGGACUAGUGACUCCAGUAGAUUGUCCAGCUAUUCAAGCUCACAUAAAGACUCAAAAUCAUCUUCCUACUCCAAGUCUGAGAAAGUUUCUAAAUCUUCAGAUUCUCCUCAUUCUUCAGAAUUUGAUAAAAGAACACAAUCGUCAAAGUCUGAAAGGACCUCAAAGCGAUUAUCAGACUCUGAUUCCCAGCGCAAGUGCUCUCCGGAUCUGGACUCCAGUUACCGUAAAUCUAGCACCCAUCACAAAUCAGAGACCAACAGCAAAUCAUCUUCUUCCAGCAUGCAUACACACUCUCAAACAUGUGAAAAACAGCGAAAGAGCAGCUCCAAUGACUCUGAGACAGAUCAUAAAGGAAAAUCACAGGCAUCUGACAAAAGGUCUGGCUCGGAAGAUAAAUGUAAAAACUACCCGAAGAAAACCAGUAGGCCAGACUCAAAGCAGAUGACCCCUUCUAGAUCUUCUGGAAAUACAAGUGGACACGAUAGACAAUCACAUCACAUAUUUAAUAGCCCUGGCAAAGCACUGUCAAACACAAACACCACAGAUGUUUUUUCUCAGAGUGAGAAAGAGAAGACUGAAUCCUCAAAAGAUGGUAAUGAAUGUAGUCGUCAAAAUGUUAAGGAGAUAGUCUCAUGCCCUGAUAAAAAAUUACAAGAAUCGUUGUCGAAGAGAUCAAAAGAAACUAAAUCAAGUCUUGAUGUAGACCCCUCAGCUAUAACCCCAAGUGAAAACCUAAAGCACGCCUCCCUGGAAAACUUGACCAAUGUGAAGAAUAGCCUUUCUUCGAAUAAUCGACCACAUGUGAACUCUGAUGCAGCUGUCUUAAAUUCAUGCAGUAGUAAUGAUCGCUUAAUGGGCAACCAUGACAAGAACAUUGUUGACUAUUUACCAGGGCCAAAGUCCUUAGAAACAGCAGAUAUACCUGUCCCCCAUGAUGUCCAGCAGAACACUAAACCAGAGAUUGUUAAAGAUUUGACAGCUGGCAAGCUGCCUGGCGCAAAUUUGUCACUCAAAUCUGAUUCACUGUGUCUUGACUCUGAGGAUCAGCUGAUAAUUGAACCGCAAGAUAUGGAUUCUCAAAAGAGCAGCAGUGCGACAAAAAAGUCCAGAUGGGAUAUAGUUGGGCAGAACACCCCAGAGAGUGAUAAUUUACAGUGGUCACUUUGUGAAGAGAGUAAGCCGACUUUAAAAAAAUUGAUUUCUGUCAAACAAAUUGAGGUUUCUAAAGAUCAUAGCCAACAAGACUCUGACAUAAAUACUCAGCAAGGAGCUGUAACACAUUCCAAACUGGUUAAGCAGACAGAGAACUCUAGACAGGAAGGUGGUUCAGACCGCACAUCCAUAUCAGAUAAAUACAAAGACCAAAGUGAGCCUUCACAGGCGAGCACCAGCAUUGACCACUGUGACUUAAAGCUGAGAGUUUGUCAAAAAACAAAAACAGAGCCUAUGCACGUAAACGAUACAUCGCAGCUCGACAAAGCUGCAAAGAUGCAGAGUUGGAAUGGCGAUGGUCAUGAAGACAAAGCCAAGGACAGCACUUCCAAGAAUAAAUUGAGUAAUAGAACAUUACCUAAUCAGGACGGAUUAGGAGCACAGAGUGAGGUCAGUGAUAGCGACAACUCUGAGUAUGACUCCGAUUGCGGCGAGGCUAUAAAACGGUUGCACUCUGUGGUGGUAGUGCCAAAGAAUUCUUCGCUAAUAGGAGAUGCACAGGAUACGGGAGCUUUUCCAUGCAGUCUAAUGAACAGUUCUGAACAGCAGAACCCGAAUAUCAAUGAAGUCCCAAACCAAGGCACACAAGAAAGGCAGGGGGCUGCUUUCCUGCCAACAACUGGUCCUUAUGAUGGUGUAAAUGAUCCAUCCCAUAGUAGCAUGUUGUGUCAAUCCCAGAGUAAUAUGAUUGACAGCACCAGUCACUCAGAGGGUUCCAGCUUCAUCAGUGCACAACGUUACGUGGCGGGUCACAUGGCUGCCCAUGGAAGUGCCACGGAGCCUGCCCACUGCCUUGAUAAUUCAAGGCAGGGUGAGCAAGGGCAUACACAGCAUACUGUUAGCAGCAGAGGUGAAAGGAUGUACUCUCAUUUCCAACCUGUUGCUGACAAUAUCAAUGAUAAGAACGGACUCAUCCUGGGUUGGGAAUUUCCGCAUCCAGAACAGCCCAGUACUACAUACCAGCAGCCUGAUAGCAGUCAUGGGCCAAACCUAGCAAACACUAAACUGACUGAAACCUCUCCCAUGGGACUGCAACAGAGACAGAGUAACGCCACCUGGAACCAUCAAUCCCCAAACACACAGACUAGCAGACAACCCUACCUCCAUUUGCAUGAGCAUUAUCCGGAUCCUGCAGGUGAAAUCCAUCCUGAUUCCCUAACUAAUGACCAGGACGACUUCAGUGAGGAUAAACUAUCUGACCUCAGUAAAACAGCUGUUGAAUGUGGUGGACCUAGCACUCCUUCAAGCUUUGUUCAAGGCCACGAAAUAAGCAGCAACAGCAGGGGCUCUGCUUUGCCGGACGCCCCUAGAGAAGAACAUUUCAGACCCCACAGAGGAAGGGGCCCUCCCAAGAAAAGGCGGCCAGAGAUUGAGUCAGAUUCAGACAAUGAAGCAGAAGCUGGGCCUGCAGGCAAGAGGGAACGGCAAGAAAGUGCUGACGUCCCCAAGGAAAGUCAUGCCAAAGCUGAGGUGCAGCGUCCAUUGCUCAAUCUGCGAGACUUUCAAGACUCCAGUAAAUGGAGAGAGUUUUCCAGGUCUAAGAAGAUGCCCCCCUACUUUGACCUGAUUGAGGAGAACCUGUACCUGACAGAAAGAAAGAAAAGCAAAUCCCAUCGAGAUAUCAAGAGAAUGCAAUGCGAGUGCCCAGUGCUGCCCAGAGAGGAGCGCUCGAGAGGAGUAUUGGCAUGCGGGGAAGACUGUUUGAAUCGGCUGCUCAUGAUUGAGUGCUCCUCACGGUGUCUGAAUGGACACUACUGCUCUAAUAGACGCUUUCAGAUGAAGCAACAUGCAGACUUCGAGGUCAUCCUCACAGAAGACAAGGGCUGGGGUCUACGGGCAGGGAAUGACUUGAUUGCAAACACCUUUGUGCUGGAGUACUGCGGGGAGGUAUUGGACCACAAGGAGUUCAAAACCCGGGUGAAAGAAUAUGCUCGCAAUAAGAACAUCCACUACUACUUCAUGGCGCUAAAGAACAAUGAGAUCAUUGAUGCAACGCUGAAGGGGAACUGCUCCCGUUUUAUGAACCAUAGCUGUGAGCCCAACUGUGAGACCCAGAAGUGGACGGUCAAUGGCCAGCUUAGGGUUGGGUUCUUCACCUCGAAGCCAGUCCCUGCAGGAACUGAACUGACAUUUGAUUACCAGUUCCAGAGAUACGGCAAAGAAGCACAGAAAUGCUUCUGUGGAGCACCCAGCUGCAGAGGCUUCCUCGGCGGGGAGAACAGAGUCAGUGUUCGGGCAGCUGGUGGGAAGAUGAAGAAAGACCGCAGCCGAAAGAGCGCUCUCACCACGGUUGAUGAAGAGCUGGAGGCGCUACUAGAAAAUGGAGAAGGCCUGUAUGAUGAGAAACAGGUGGUGUCUCUCUGCAGACUGAUGGUCCGAGUGGAAACCAUGGAGCAGAAACUCCUCUGUCUCAAGCUGAUACAAGAUACUCAAAAUCCAUCAUGCCUGAAGCAGUUCCUGGACCAUCAUGGAUUGUCUUUGCUGUGGAUCUUCAUGGUGGAGAUUUCUGAAGCUAAAGGCAACAGUGCCAAUAACGUCAAACUGCAGUUAGAGAUUUUGAAGACCUUGGCUGUGCUCCCUAUCUCCACCAAGAACAUGUUGGAGGAGAGCAGAAUACUUACCUUUAUCCAGCGAUGGGCACAGACGAAAUCGCUCCAUCACCCUGCUGAGAUGGACGGCUACUCUAGUGAGAACACCUCCCGCGCUCAAACCCCCCUCAACACUCCUGAUGGUUCCUCCACCAAACUGGGACCAGAAUUGGAUGGCGAAUCCAAACCUGCCGUGUACCGCCGCCUUAAAAUCAUCAGUGAAAACAGUCUGGACAGUGCACUCUCUGACGCUAGCAAAGCAUCUGAUGGCAAGGAGGAGGAGGAGGAGGAGGAUGAUGAUGAGGAAGAAGAUGAAUCCUUACAUGUAGGACUUCCUGACGACAAACAGUUGGAGGCAGAGCCGGUGUGUGAGGCUGCAGAUCCAGUGAAAGAAACAACGGAAGAGACGAUUAAAGAGGAGGUCCAGGGCAAAGAGGAGGUCCAGGGCAAAGAGGAUGUCCAGGGCAAAGAGGAUAAAGAGGAGGAGACGGGGAUGAGUGCCAGCAGUCAGCAACAACCUCAAACUGAAGAGGUACAAGAAAAAAUGGAGUUGGGUUUGGAGAAAGAUAUUGAGAUUAAGAUGAAAGAGGACACAACUGAGGGUCCUACGGAAGAACUUGAAGUGCCGAAAGAGCUUAGUAAAGAACAAGACAGUAGAGAGGAGAACACACAUCAGGCUGUGACGGAAAAGGCUGGACUCGAAGCAGACCAGCCCACUGUUGAAGUUCCUGAACCAGAGAGUAGGCCCAUGCUAACAGAUGUUGCUGAUCUCCCACCUGAGCAGCCUUCAGAGAAUACAGAGGCCAAGGCAGAGACACAAGAACCUGAGAAGCCUCUUCCUGGCAUCGAGGCACAACCUAGUGGAUCUACCACUGAUGCUUCCUCUAACUCUGAGCCCCCGGAGGCCAGUUUGCCCUCUGAAGUCAUAGCAACCCUCGUGGAGCCAUCAGCCAUAGGAACUCCUUCUCAAGAUGAAGAGGAAGGUGUCUCAGAUGUGGAAAGUGAGAGGAGUCAGGAGCCUCAAUUCAGUUCUUUGGACAUCUGUGCCAUGGCUGCCAGGCUUCUGGACAGCUGGAAAGAUCUGAAGGAGGUGUACAGAAUACCAAAGAAGAUUCAGGUGGAGAAGGAGGCAAAUGAUCGUAGCCGGGAUAGAGACACAGCUUUGAUGCCACGCACCACUUCUGGUAGCCGAGAGCGUGAGAGGGAGCGAGAAAAGGAGAGGGAGCGUGACAGAGAGAGAGACCGUGAUUUUGAAAGAGACAGGGAUCGAGAGAGGGACCGAGAUCGGGACCGAGAUCGGGACCGGGAUCGGGACAGAGAUCGAGACAGAGAUCGGGAUCGGGAUCGAGGCUCCGACAAAACUCCUCAACGCAGCACAGAGAGACGGAGGAGACGAUCUGCUUCACCACCGUCAUCCUACGAGAGGAGCAGCCGACGCACCGAGGAACGGUUUGACACGCCUAACAGCAGCAAGACUCGGGGAGUUGGUGGUAAGGAGCGCAACAAGCUGUCUACAGAGGAGCGCAGGAAGCUGUUUGAGCAGGAGGUUGCACAGCGGGAAGCCCAGAAACAACAGCAGCUUCAACAACAACAGCAGCAGCAACAACAACAACAGCAACAACAACAACAGCAGCAGCAGCAACAACAGCAGCAGCAGCAGCAGCAACAACAGCAACAGCAGCAGCAGCAGCAGCAACAACAGCAGCAGCAGCAGCAACAACAGCAGCUUCAAACACUGGGUUAUGACCCCACUCUGGCCUAUGUCUCCAGCGCUGGCUUCAUCACCUACCCUCCUGGAUAUCCCAUCCAGACCUAUGUUGAUCCCACAAACCCUAAUCUAGGCAAAGUACUGCUACCCACACCUCCGGUUGAUCCCUCCCUGAACUAUGAAGAGACGCCUCCCCAGCGUCUUAUCUCAGACCUGGGACUGUCCUCUCCAUCCUCCACUUCCCAGGCCACUCCGGUCUCUAAUCUUCCUCAGCACAUCACCCCUGACCUUGCCACUGGCAACCCUCCACAGUAUGCCCAGCCAACUGUAGCAACUCAGGACGCAGGGGUUGCGGUCCUCUCCGUGCCCGCAGCCCCUCCGAUACAGGGCCAGCAGAGCUACACUACUCUGUGGGAUCCCACUACUCAGCAGGCCGUGACUGUGCAGACACAGCCAGCGCAGCAGUACACCACAGCCCCACCACCGCCUCAGACACAGACAGCCAUCUAUUACCAGGGGCAGCCGUGCCAAACCAUCUACAGCAUCCCCACCGCCUACCCACAGGCCAACCCCCCCGUCAUACAGGCGUACACUGAACCCACAGCCAGCUACCUGCACGGGCAGCCUGUGUAUCCUGGCCAUCAGCAGGGAGUGGUGGUGCAGCAGGGAGGCACCGUCACCACUAUUGUCACAUCCCAAACGGUCCAACAGGAAAUGAUUGUACCCAACAACGUGAUAGACCUGCCUCCUCCCUCUCCUCCCAAACCCAAAACAAUAGUCCUACCUCCAAACUGGAAAGUGGCCCGGGACCCUGAAGGAAAGAUCUACUACUACCACAUCGGCACAAGGCAAACACAGUGGGACCCUCCAACAUGGGAUGGAUAUAGCGACAACGCAAGUGUGGACCAUGAAUCUGAGAUGGACCUGGGGACACCCACCUAUGAUGAGAAUCCUUCCAAGUUCUCUACAAAGACAGCUGAGGCAGACACUUCCAGUGAGCUGGCUAAAAAGAGUAAAGAGACAUUUCGCAAAGAGAUGUCCCAGUUCAUAGUACAGUGUCUAAAUCCUUAUCGGAAGCCAGACUGCAAACUUGGGCGCAUCAUCAACACGGAAGAUUUCAAACACCUGGCUAGAAAGCUAACUCAUGGAGUUAUGAACAAGGAGUUGAAAGCUUGCAAUAAUCCUGAGGACCUUGAGUGUAACGAGAAUGUGAAGCACAAGACCAAGGAGUACAUCAAGAAGUACAUGCAGAGAUUUGGCACUGUGUACAGGCCCAAGGAGGACACGGAGCUGGACUAGCUUCAGCGUCCACAGGUGUUGCCCUUUUCCUGUGCGAACACAGGAGAAGCACAGAUUUGCCUUUCCAGUCACUCCUUCAUGUAUGUACUGGCCAGCCUGAGCCCUGAAGUAGUUUCUUAUGCGUAUUUAUAACUAAGAAUUGCACUGCUGCCCGAGAAGCUCUCCAGGCCUCAUUGAUCAUGGCGGAGCCCCGCUAUAAAGACUGACGGAGACUCGAGUGUCGCUGAACGACCCGAAAACUCCAGGUGCAGUGUUCUCCAAGGACGACACUGCGGGGUGCUACAGAGACUAACGUUUUCACAGACUGUUUGAUUUUAAGCAUCUUUUUUCCAUAUGUGGCUCUUAAAUGUUCCCGAGAUGAUCACCUCAAUUCCACUUUUUAACUCUUCUAGCCCUGAAUGAUGGAUUAUCAGCAGAUUUCAGUAUCAUAUUUAUCAGAGGUAUUUUUUUUUUACUUUCCACUGUUUAAAAUGGAUCAAUGACAGCUGAGUGCUUUUUUCCCUCCCACUUCCUGUGCACGCUUCACCCCCCUGCCACUGACUAUCUGGUGCUGCUUUUAACUGGGCUGUGGAGGUCCAAGCUUCCACUCCUCAAGCCCUGCCUUCUUAACCACAAGACUUUGGAGCCUGUGUUGUUUUAUGGAUGCAUGAUGUAGGCUGAGGUCAGAGUGGUAUCCUCAUGAAAAUUCCUUUAGUUUUUCAAGAAACAUGCCCUUACUGGGUUGAGCUUUUACUCUCAAUACACUUCAGCAAAUAACCAGCAGGUUGGCAAGGUGAUCCAUUCGUCUUUUAUGAAUUGGUGUAUAUUAACGGGAGCUGGGUUUGAAUGCUAUGCUUGAUGUUCAGUUUAGCCAUUUCAUUUUGCUCUGUUUCCAUUUCUUACAGGAAUAAUACUGAAAGGGCAGUUUUAACAGUUUCUUAUCAUCUUGUGUUCUCUAUUGCUUUUCACUGUUAGUCCUUGUUAACGACACCUAUGCCGGCUCUGCUUCACAAACUGUCACUCAUUAAUUUCCAAGAUUUCUACAGUUGUCUUGGGGGUUUCAUCAGCAUUAGGUCACCGAUUGGUUACAGCCUAACUAAUUGCAUUAAACGAAGUUCCAACAUAUGUACAUUGCUUUAUAUGUGAAUAUAUUGAAUAAUAGUUUUGAGAAUGUUUAAAUAAGCAGACACUUUGUAAAAUGCCUAUCAUUUCAUCAUUGAAAGUGUAAAUAAUGUGUAAACCUACCAAAGCUGUGCGCAGGAGAGUAGGGUCAGGGAGCCCACCCAUCCUCACCAGCUCAGCCCUCCUGAUGCAGCUCCUGCACCGCUCUGUUAAACUAAGUUCCCUGCUGACUCGCAGUGCUGUUUUAUUUCAGUGGUGGGGGAGAUUUCACCUUUUCUUUUUUUAGUUUUUAUUAUUUUUCUAUGUAUAAAGUAAGUUCCACCCUACUCUACUGUAAGUAUUGUGUAAGCACAUUGUCAUACCGAGUGUACAAACAUUUUAAAAGAUAAUAAACUUUUUUGUAAAAUGAAA